GGAAAAGAUGGAAUGUGAGAUUUCAGAAAGUCAUAUGGAUUUACUAAUUUUUGAACGUAAACGUGGGACUACAGAGAAUUGUAAAAGGCCAAUAUCUGUUCCAAUUGGUAAGUAUUACGGGAUAUUGGAUGGUGAACAGAUCAUAGUAUCAGAUUUGAAAGCAGCGAAUGAUUUAAAUGCGUUCGGAUGUUAUGGUGAAUUUUUGCAACGACGUGAGCCCCGUGUAUCAAUGGAAUGUUUCAGGAGUAAUGUUCAUCAAGAACACCAACAAGAAAGAUCAGCUAAAACUUGGAAAAAAUUGUGGCCAACGGAUAACUCUCUUCGCUUGGGUACGGAGGAAGCGAUGUACCUCAGUGCGGAAGUCGGGGUCUUGCAGAUAUUUGCUAAUAAUGGGCAGGAAUGUGUACCGGAUGUUGUCUGGAAGAUAUUCUAUGACCGUUAUGGAAUUCGCUUUGUGAGACGUUAUGCAACUUAUCGGUAUUUUAGACUUCAGGGUUGGGUUGUGCGAUCUGGCCUUCAUUGUGGGGUGGAUUUCAUGCUUUAUCGUGAUGGGCCAGAAUACUAUCAUAGUAGUGCGGCGGUUCGCAUUGUUUCUAUAGGAAGUAGACGCAACGCAUCAAUCUUUAUCGCGCUUAACAGGGAAUUGAAUAGUAUAAAGAAAACACUGAUAGAAGUGACUGUGGUUGUUCCUGAAGACUGUAAUAUCCAGAGUAUCGAUUCCAUCCAUUGCAUUUCUGUUACCCAUACCACUGCUCUCACCUGGAAGACUUCUGACGAUCGGUGAUUUUCUUUCUCCUCUGAAACUUAAGUUCCCCAAGAUCACAGUUUUCCAUGCAGUCUAUCUUAAUG
Loa loa (African eye worm) is the source of this 849-nucleotide messenger RNA. RefSeq lists its product as hypothetical. Lineage: Eukaryota; Metazoa; Nematoda; Chromadorea; Rhabditida; Onchocercidae. Gene Ontology annotation, biological process: tRNA-type intron splice site recognition and cleavage; tRNA splicing, via endonucleolytic cleavage and ligation. The record is from RefSeq and is a predicted model, not a curated record. The transcript is spliced from 3 exons. Gene Ontology annotation, cellular component: tRNA-intron endonuclease complex. Gene Ontology annotation, molecular function: nucleic acid binding; tRNA-intron lyase activity. The coding region runs from base 8 to 784 and encodes 258 amino acids.